AUGAAAUCAGUAGAAAAAAAAACAUUAGCAGCCAUGAAUAAAGAAUCGAAGAAGCGUGAAAAAACUGCUUCCAAUCUAAAUGAAAGCAUUAAAGCCAAAUUAAAAGAAUCGUUGACGCAAAACCCCGUGGUCACUGGUGAUACAGCGUCAAAUCAAAUUUCGAGAACGAGACAGAGUAACGUGAAGAAAGAGGGAUUUUACAACUUCAAGAGCAUGUUGUUGCGAAGCGUGGAGUCGCAGGGCGUUGCCGAACAGAAGAAAGCGAACAAACACACGAAAAAACGUGCGAAAAGUGUCAGAACCGAAAAGUAAUCUCCAUCUAUCAACCGAGAACGAACGCGACCGGAAAAUGGAUCUGCAGAGAUCCCUUUUCAGUGAAUCCUAACGAGAUACGCUUGUAAAUUUAUUUCCUACGUUACUAUGU
Molecule: messenger RNA, 424 nt
Organism: Bombyx mandarina (wild silkworm)
Lineage: Eukaryota; Metazoa; Arthropoda; Insecta; Lepidoptera; Bombycidae
Source: RefSeq, a predicted model, not a curated record